AUGGUGAGCAACUUCUAUGAUGAAAAUAUGGAAUUAUCUCCAUCGUCGUUGUUUCGACUCUCUCUGCAAGCAGUUGCGAGAACUAUGUUUGAAUAUCACUGGUUUCCUUCCAUUGAGAAUCCCCUACCGUCGGAAAUUUCCGAUUCGUUGAUGACUACGCUUCGUCUCAGCAGUUGGCUUAACAGCGAAACAAUAGCUCUCUUUGAUAAACGUUUCCGCCUAACUGAGGUGUAUUUAUCAUACUCCUUGUUGACGGCAAUGCCAACUGAAGUGUUGCGGAUGCACCCAAUAAAACGUCUUACUAUUCGUGAUACUUCAGCUGGGGAUUCCGUUCGCGAUUUGCACAGUAUUUUGCACUUGCUUGGACCUCAUGCAUUGAGGUCGUUGGAAUAUAUAGACAUGUCUGGCAUAACACCAGUUACAUGUAUAAGUUGUCUAGCAGAUUUGAAGUACUUGACAACUUUAAUUGUUUCCGAAACACCAGUAUUUGGGGAUGUUGAAUUAAAAACGGUGUGUAAAGAGAUGCGUUUUUUGAGAGUUCUUGAUUUAUCGCGAACAGUUAUCACAUCAGUUGCUCCAUUAAGUAAUUUAAAAGACACUUUGGAAGUACUUGUUAUGCAUCGACUUAAGUUUUCUCACGUAGCAACAAAUGGCGCUGUGGAUACAUUGCAACUUCUCAAUAAAUUAACAUUUUUGGAUAUAUCGGAUAAAAAAGUUGAUGUACUGGCAAAUAGCAUUGGUGAGCCACUUCAAACUGAUAUCGGAACAUUGGUAGUCCGUGAUGUGGUAGCACUCGGCGUGCCUUGGUGGCCGAAUCUUCGUUUUCUAGACAUUGCUGGAAAUGCAUUGAGUUUUGAUAAUCUUGUACUUACUAUUGAUUACAUUACGAAAUUCAUAUCUAUGCAUCCACAUUUGGUCUGCAUAUCUGUUUUGGACACUUCUUUAAAUCGACAUCCUUAUCAAUAUCCAUACGAAAGGGAUAAACCAUUGCAAAUAGCUAAUGGUGGCACACGUGCUCAGUGUCUUCUUGCACUGCAACUAUAUUGGCGUCCAGAUCGAGAAGCUUUUGCAUCACAUGCAUUACAAGCCGUAUACUAUCUUCUGCAAACUUCCUAUGAUGAAUUUCAGUCUGCUGAUUUGCGUCUGACUGUCCGGGGUGUUAUAUUAUCGAUGCUUAAUCACAAAAAAAACAUUGCAAUACAGAUGGCAGGGAGCGCUUGCCUUUAUCAUCUCUGCAAAUCGAAGCGAAUCAAUCAACUUACCGCACAGGAGACGCGAUGCUGUGUAGAUCGAUGUUUGGAUGCCGCAGAAAAUCAUCCUCGGAUGGUUCAGCUUCAAAAGAAUGUUUGGCUUACAGUAUGUAGCGAUCACUUAUUACAGUCACUAAAUUUUGAUAUAUUUCGGACAUGUGAAGUGGCUUUAGAAUCAAUGGUAAACACGCGAGAUCCGUCCGUUUCAAGAAUGACGAUCGCAGUGGUAUCAAUUUUGGCACCAAAAUUGCCGACGAAGCAAAGUCAUCGUUUAGCUACAAAUAAACGAUAUGUUGCACAUUUGAUUGAAAUGAUCAAUGAAAAUCUAGAUAAUCCCGACAAUGGACAUGAUAAUUUCAAUAAUUUUACAGUGAAAUUUACUUUAUCUGCACUCUGGAAUUUAACAGGUACACUACUUAUAAUGGACGAAUCACCUGUUACAUGUCGAUUAUUCGUGCAGCUUGGUGGCAUUGCAGCGGCAUUUGGCGUUUUGGAACACUACCAAAAUAAUACAAAUAUACAAACUAAGAAUAACAUUGCGGAAGUGAAAGGCCUAAAAAAGCGAAUAGUGCAUCACCGUUAUAUUCGAACAGUUCUAGAGUUGCUGGAAAGUGAUCUAAUGCCCGAUAAUUACUCUACAACUGUUGGUAAUGCAAGGCAUAUCGAUGUUUCAUAUUUCGCUGCUGGAAUAUUGGCUAAUCUGUUAGACUGUGGCCCAUGGACGUUUGAACCAACAUCGCAUCAUUGUAAUCAAUCAUUAAUAAUGGCAGUGAAAAGAUGGCCCAAAGCACUGCUAACUAUGGUUGCUUAUCGGUCAUUCGUGCCAUUUUUUGUGUUAUUGAAACAUGAUGACAUAACUGGAGCGCAAAUGUGGGCUGCAUGGGCAAUCCAGCAUGUGUGCAUCAGUGAUAAACAAAACAACUAUAUAAAGUUACUUCUCUCACAAGGAGGACGAGAAGAAUUUAUACGCUUAGCCAAUUCGAGGUUUGCUCACCCAGAUGCUAUACGACUUGCUCAUUCCGUUCUCAGUUUGAUCAAAAACUCUAUUUGCGACCCGUCAAAACCCAAAAAUUGA
Acanthocheilonema viteae is the source of this 2325-nucleotide messenger RNA. The record is from the annotation of a GenBank genome assembly. NCBI's taxonomy places the organism in Eukaryota, Metazoa, Nematoda, Chromadorea, Rhabditida, Onchocercidae.